Molecule: messenger RNA, 390 nt
Organism: Dendroctonus ponderosae (mountain pine beetle)
Lineage: Eukaryota; Metazoa; Arthropoda; Insecta; Coleoptera; Curculionidae
Product: MATH and LRR domain-containing protein PFE0570w-like
Exons: 2
Coding region: 1-390 (129 amino acids)
Source: RefSeq, a predicted model, not a curated record
AUGGAGAACCCCAAUUUGAUUGCACUGAUCAUGCAGAUGAAAGACGAAAUGAGCGAAAACAGUAGGAAAAUGAUGGACGAAAUGAGCAACAGUAGGAAAAUGAUGAACGAAAUGAGCGACAACAGUACAAUGGACGAAAAGAUUGACAGAAUGAAUGACAAAAUGGAAGACAACAACAACAAUAAAGUUAUGAACGAAAUGAGAGAUAAAAAAGACGACAACGCUAAGAAAUUUGAAGACCUGAAGACAACCGUUGAAGACAAACUAAAGAACAUCGAGGAAGACAGUGUCAAGUUCCAGAAGAUUCUGAAACAAGACAAUACAAAGUUUCAGAACGAUGUUAGAGAUGAAAACAUCAAGUUUCAAGACAAAGUUGAUGAAAAUAUCUGA